AUGGAGGAAGUGAGAGGUGACCGAUUUGAUAUCGUGUUGGAGGGUGAAAGGAAAGGUGUAAACAAGUAUUACCCUCCAGAUUUCAAUCCUGAAAAGCAUGGCUCUCUCAACCGAUACCAUAACAGCCACCCGCUUCGGGAGCGGGCUCGGAAGCUUUCCCAGGGCAUCCUCAUCAUCAGGUUCGAGAUGCCAUAUAACAUCUGGUGUGACGGCUGCAAGAACCACAUCGGCAUGGGUGUUCGGUACAACGCAGAAAAGAAGAAAGUUGGCAAUUACUACACGACCCCAAUCUACAGGUUCCGGAUGAAAUGCCACCUGUGCGUGAACCACAUAGAGAUGCAGACAGAUCCAGCCAACUGUGACUACAUCAUCGUGAGCGGUGCCCAGCGCAAGGAGGAACGCUGGGACAUGGAGGACAAUGAGCAAGUGCUGACGACAGAGCAUGAGAAGAAGCAGAAGCUGGAGACAGAUGCCAUGUUCCGCCUGGAGCACAGCGAGGCCGACCGCAGUGCGCUCAAGAAGGCCCUGCCUACCUUGAGCCACAUCCAGGAGGCCCAGAGCGCCUGGAAGGAUGACUUCGCCCUCAACAGCAUGCUGCGGAGAAGGUUCCGGGAAAAGAAGAAAGCCAUCAAGGAGGAGGAGGAGCGGGACCAGGCUCUGCAGGCCAAGGCCAGCCUGGCCAUCCCGCUGGUACCUGAGACUGAGGAUGACCGCAGGCUGGCCGCCCUGCUCAAAUUCCACACCCUGGACUCCUACGAGGACAAGCAGAAGCUCAAGCGGACAGAGAUCAGCAGUCGCUCCUGGUUCCCCUCUGCAUCUGGGUCGGGUGCCGGCAGCAGCAGCAGCAGCAGCAACAGCAAAGCCGGCAGUGUUCUGAUGAAGCUGGCCCAGAACCGCAGGCCUACCCCCGCGGGCUCCCACUUCACCAUGGGAGACCUGGGCAUUGUGCGGCGGCGGUCUCGGGAAGUCCUGGAAAGCCCCCAUGAUGCCCCUGAGACCCCUGAAACCAGGGAAUCACAAGUGCCAAAGAGGAACACCCAGAACAGGCCUGCAUCCCCCCAAGACUGCUCUCAGGACACAGCCAAGAUCCCCGAGAGCAGCUCACCCCAGGAGGUAGCUGACACCUCCUCGGACACCCCGCUGCCCUGUGGCCCCAGCACCUCCCUUGUGGCAGACUACUCAGACUCGGAGAGUGAAUGA
Molecule: messenger RNA, 1200 nt
Organism: Chrysochloris asiatica (Cape golden mole)
Lineage: Eukaryota; Metazoa; Chordata; Mammalia; Afrosoricida; Chrysochloridae
Gene: YJU2B
Product: coiled-coil domain containing 130
Exons: 9
Coding region: 1-1200 (399 amino acids)
Biological process (GO): mRNA splicing, via spliceosome
Cellular component (GO): U2-type spliceosomal complex; post-mRNA release spliceosomal complex
Source: RefSeq, a predicted model, not a curated record